Molecule: messenger RNA, 3783 nt
Organism: Austrofundulus limnaeus
Lineage: Eukaryota; Metazoa; Chordata; Actinopteri; Cyprinodontiformes; Rivulidae
Product: zinc finger MIZ domain-containing protein 2
Biological process (GO): regulation of transcription by RNA polymerase II; protein sumoylation
Cellular component (GO): chromatin
Molecular function (GO): SUMO ligase activity; zinc ion binding
Source: RefSeq, a predicted model, not a curated record
GAUCAUUUCCGUGGGUUCCGGUGAAAGCUGGCGGAGCCGCAGCGGACGGUGGCUCCUCCUCAGGCCGGAUCAUCUGAGGAGGACUGAACCUCUCGGAGCUGCUGGAUCAGCCUCUCUGCUCUGGAUUAUUAUCAUCGGACUGUUUCUGGACCUUCUGAUCUGGUCUCGGGUCUCCGGGUCGACGUGUGACGGUUCAGGCUCACCGGGAGCUCGGUUCUUCAUGCCUCGGAGGCCCCGGGGAGCUCAGACCGCGGAGCCCCGGAGCAGGGCUCGGACACCGGGGAAGCACGAGAGGAUUCUGUUUGUGUGAUCGGACCCUCGGUUCUGUUGACCAUGAACCCUCUGAACCAGAUGAAGACGGGACUGAGCAACAACCCUCACAGCGACGGCUCGUACCCCUACGACCCCUCCAGCUGGCAGCAGCCCACCAAUCAGCCCACAGGGUCCCUGUCUGUGGUCACCACGGUCUGGGGGGUCACCAACCCUUCAGCCAGUCAGGGCCUGGGGGGAGGGGUGAUGGGGCCUGGGAACAACCCGGGUGGGGGCCCCAUGAUGCAGGGCCCCGGGGGACCAGGGAUGGCUGGCGGACCCGGGGGCUACAUGGGCCAGCCGGGGUACGGCGAGCACAGCAAAGGCUACAUGAACCAGGGCAUGUACGGGCGGACGAGCGGGGGGUACGCCGGAGGCCCGGGGGGGUACACGGGCAGUUACCCGUCAAACCCCGGGGGCUCCCGAGGCUCCACUGACUUCACUCAGGCUGCUGCCGCCGCCGCCGUCGCUGCUGCCGCCGCUGCCACCGCAACUGCCACCGCCACCGCAACCGUUGCCGCCAUCCAGGAGAAACAGAACCAGGAGAUGAACUACGGACAGAUGGGGGGUCCGGCCUACAACAACCAGUUCAUGGGACACCCUGGCCCCCGUGGCCCUCCCAACAUGGCGCCUGGAGGUAUGGGCCCAGGUCCAGGCCCCACGAGGGGUCCACCCUCUAUGGGUUCGAUGUAUGGAGCUGGAGGGGUCCAGCAGAGGGUCCCUCAGCACCCAAACUAUGGUCCUGGACCCCAGCAGGGUCACAUCCGGCCCCAGCAGGGUCUUAAACGGCCCUACAGCUCAGAGUCGUUCUCAGGAAUGUCUCAGCAGUACGGUGUUCCCAUGGGCUCCAGCGUCAGCGUAAUGCCCGGUCCUGGUGGCGCUGGAGGGUCCAUGCCGGGCUCAGGUGGAGGCGGGCACGCCGGUCCCAGUCCCGGUCCGUACUCCGGUCCCAACAUGCAGUACCAUCCAGCAGGACCAGUUCAGCAGUCAGAGCGGGGGUUUGCCCUCCCUGGCAGCAGGGGGCGCUGGUGGUGUCUACAACUCCUUCAGCCAGCAGUCGGGGCCGGGUCGAGGCUUACCUGGAUACCCGUCUUCUCCGGUUCCUGGAAACCCGACUCCUCCCAUCACCCCCAGCAGCUCCAUGGCCCCGCCCUACAUGUCACCGGGCAGCGGCGACGUCAAGCCAAUGACCUCCUCCUUCCUGCCUGACAUCAAGCCCAACAUGGCUAGCUUGGCUCCUCCCCCUCCUACAGGUAACCCGAGCGACAACCUGCGACUGACGUUUCCUGUCAGGGACGGCGUGGUCCUGGAGCCCUUCAGGCUGGAGCACAACCUGGCCGUGAGCAACCACGUCUUCCAGCUGCGCGAGUCCGUUUACAAAACGCUCAUCAUGAGACCCGACCUGGAGCUCCAGUUCAAGUGUUACCACCACGAGGACCGACAGAUGAACACCAACUGGCCCGCCUCGGUCCAGGUGCGCUCCCUGUCCUCUGGUCUCAGAGCCCACUCACCUGUGAACGCUCCGACGUGUCUGAUGCUGUUUGUGUUUCUGGCUGCUCCUCAGGUGAGCGUGAACGCCACGCCUCUCACCAUCAAACGAGGCGACAACAGAACUUCCCACAAACCCCUCUACCUGAAGCAGGUGUGUCAGCCGGGCCGGAACACCAUCCAGAUCACCGUCACCGCCUGCUGCUGCUCUCACCUGUUCGUCCUGCAGCUCGUCCACCGUCCCUCGGUGCGUUCGGUUCUUCAGGGUCUGAUGAAGAAGAGGCUGCUGCCGGCGGAGCACUGCGUCACCAAGAUAAAAAGGAACUUCAGCAGCGGCUCAAUCCCUGGGACCCCCGGGUUAAACGGAGAGGACGGUGUGGAGCAGACAGCCAUCAGAGUCUCGUUAAAAUGUCCCAUCACGUUCCGGCGCAUCCAGCUGCCCGCCAGAGGCCAUGACUGUCGACACAUACAGUGCUUUGACCUGGAGUCGUACCUGCAGCUGAACUGUGAGAGAGGAACCUGGAGGUGUCCCGUCUGCAAUAAAACGGCUCUGCUGGAGGGCCUGGAGGUGGACCAGUACAUGCUGGGGAUCCUCAUCUACGUCCAAAACUCCGACUACGAGGAGAUCACCAUCGACCCGGUCUGCUCCUGGAAGCCGAUCCCGGUGAAACCCGACCUCCACGUGAAGGAGGAGCCAGACGGUCCGGUCCUGAAGCGCUGCAGGACCCUGAGCCCGAGCCACAUGGUCCUGCCCAGCGUCAUGGAGAUGAUCAUCUCCCUUGGCCCCGCCCCCUCCAACACGCCCGCGGCGCCGUCCUCCUCUUCCUCGCCCAUGCCGUACCCGUCCCUGCCUUCAGGGGGUGGGGCCAGCAGCAGCAACACACCUGACUUCCCCUCAGCAGCUCCGUCCUUUCCCGCUCCGUCGGCGCCGUUCUCUGACUUCAGCGGACCCGGGUCUCCCAGCGUGGGGAACUUCUCCUCCCCCGGACCUCCCCCCCUCCCCUACCAAUCAGAGCUCUCCAGUGCCCUCCUCACCCCCGACAAGCCCCCCCCUCACCCGCUGGCUACACAGCAACAGUCUCAGGGUCUCCAUGGCAACAACCAGGUGAUGCAGAGAAACAACCAGAACCCUCGUCUCCAGGGCGACGCCCCCUUUGGGCUGGGGGAAGUUCCAGAACCUUCUCUGGAUCUGCUUCCAGAACUGACCAACCCAGACGAGCUGCUGUCCUACCUGGGCCCGCCGGACCUGCCCAACAACAACGAUGACCUGCUGUCUCUGUUCGAGAACAACUGACCCCCCUCUGCUCCAGAACCGGACCGGACCGGACCGGCCCGGCCUGAGGCAGCGCUGUAACCUACAGACUGUCCCGCCAUCGGUCCAGACGGAUCAGAACCUUUCAAUAUGAAACCCGUUUGUGUGACUCAGAACCUUGAAGUUAUUUUAUCCUUUUACCUGAACUUUGAUCAGUUCCUGUCAGAACCGGGCCUGGCCUCAGAACCACCGGGCACAGUCCUGAAGAAACCCGGUCACGUCUCACGGAUCAGAACCACCUGGAAGUUUUAAAGACCCGAUUCUGGUUUCGCCUGCAGAGGUCCAGAAUUAAACUGAAGUCCUGACCAGCUCCUGCACCAGAUUCUGGUUCUGGUUCUGGUCCAGACCCGUUCGUUUAAACAGAUUUUAAUCACCAUUUGGGUUUUUAAACACAGAACUUUUAAAAGUUUUAUUUAAAGGACCGGUUCUGAACCAGAGCCGGUCCAAACAGGACCGGUCCAAACAGAACCAACACCUGUGUUUGAGCGUGUGGUUAGGCCUUCAUCUUCAUCAUCCUCAUCGUCUGGGUUCUGUUUGUUGUGAAGUGACGAUGGAGUCCAGACCGUUGUGUUCUGGUCCCGGUGGGCCCGUUGUGAUUCAGUAACGAAGAUAAAAACCUGAAUAAUGAGAUGAAUGAAUAAUCUUUGUAAUUUAAUAAACACUCGCAGUCUGAG